ACUGCAAAAACACAGUACUGAAGCACAUGGGAUCAAGUACAAGAAUAGUUUGCAUUGUACUGCUAGGAUACUAAGGAUUGAAGGAAUUAGAGGACUUUAUAGAGGUGCUACAUCAUCUUUUGUGGGGAUGUCUUUUGAGAGUUCCCUCGUUUUUGGCAUUUAUUCCCAGACGAAACAGUUUCUGCAGGAAGCUGUUUUGUGAAAUUUGCAACAACUAUUGAAGCCGACAAGGCCAUUGCAGCUCUAAACAAUCAACAUUUUUUUCCUGGGAUCGUUGAGCAUGGUCUGGGACAUCUGCCAUUUACAGAAAAACAGGUGGUCACUCCAACUGGUGCACAAGGACUAUGUGCCUAUCCUUAUGGAGUGCCUCAAUGAUGGGACUCCAGAUGUGAGGGAUGCAGCCUUUUCAGCUUUGGCAGCGAUAGCUAAGUUGGUUGGUAUGAGACCCUUGGAGCGGUCACUUGAGAAACUUGAUGAUGUUAGAAGAAAGAAGCUUUCUGAAAUGAUUUCAGGUUCUGAAGGUGGCACAUCCACCAAUACAAGCUCAGCAGUCCAAGCUUCUGGUGCAACCGCAUCCUCUCAUGAGAAUGAUCCUUGAGACCUCCAACAAGAAAGGAUAAUUAUUUACGUCUUUAAUGUAUGCAAGCAUCAGAUGCUUCAUUUGUUAAAAAGUCAGU
Molecule: messenger RNA, 677 nt
Organism: Humulus lupulus (European hop)
Lineage: Eukaryota; Viridiplantae; Streptophyta; Magnoliopsida; Rosales; Cannabaceae
Product: protein MOR1-like
Exons: 9
Coding region: 281-598 (105 amino acids)
Biological process (GO): microtubule polymerization; mitotic spindle organization; establishment or maintenance of microtubule cytoskeleton polarity
Cellular component (GO): microtubule plus-end; spindle pole; kinetochore
Molecular function (GO): microtubule plus-end binding; microtubule plus end polymerase activity
Source: RefSeq, a predicted model, not a curated record